CAGGCGGCCGACAGAGCGAGUGCGAUGUCGCAUGAUACUGCGGAAUCGUAGUGCUUGCGCAAUUUGUUGUGCAUCGUACAGUAAACUGACCCGGCGUCGAAUCGUAAAUAGUACAGAUACGCGAUAAUAGUUCUCCGAUAAUAUUGCUCCGCUUGCCACGGAAGAUCCCGCUUGUCCCGAAUUACCGGCAACAUGGAGAUGCCUGUGUUCCCUGAGACAGUCGCCCAACAGCUAAAACAGUUUGCUCAGCAAUGCAUGGACGAUUCGUCCCUCCUGCACGAUCCAAAGCUCUUUUUCAUCAAGGAGCUGAUAGAGCACUACGGCGGCAAGAUACCGGAACCCAAAGCCAAUGACUCAUCAGCCAAGAGCGAAUCUAAAAGUGCAUUUGAACCUGAAGCCGAGCCUGAAGUUGAACCUGAAUAUCAGGCUGAAUCUGAAUCCGAGGAGGAGGAGAGCGACGUGGAGCUGGAUAUGACUGGCGUAAUUGAACCGGAUCAAGAUCCUCCUCAGAAAAUGGGAAAUCUAACCUUGCAACCCACAGAGGAGGAGAUCGCCGAGUCGCAGGCAAAACGAUCCGAGGCAGUCUCUGCAUUCGUCGAGAAAGAUUACGAGAAAGCCAUACAGUUGUACACGGAAGCCAUCGUGUUGAAUCCACAGGCAGCUCUAUUGUACGCCAAACGCGGUCAGAUCUUUCUGCUGUUGAACAAGCCGAACGCCUGCAUCCGUGACUGCGACCGCGCUCUAGAAUUAAACCCAGACAGCGCGGCGGCUCAUAAAUUCAGAGGAAGGGCGUGUCACCUGCUGGGAAAGUUUGAAGAAGCGGCGAACGACUUGAGACUGGCCUGUAAGUUCGAUUUCGAUGAACAAGCGGACGAAUGGUUGCGCGAGACUACACCAAACGCGCGAAAACUAGAGGAGCAUAAGAGAAAGAUGGAACGAAAGAGGCAGGAGAAAGUGGAACGCGAGAGGCAGGAAAGAUUACGAAAAGCGCGUGAAGCCGCCAAAGCUCGCGAGGAGAACACGCGAACUUCUCAGACGGACGCGGAUAACGCGUCUCCCGGCACGGGAGAUUUCUACCAAUUCCUCAAAGAUCCCGACGUUCUUCAAGCUUUCCAGGAUGCGGAAGUUGCCGAGGCAUUCAAGGAUAUCUCCGCGAACCCAAUGAACGUUCUCAAAUAUCAGAAUAAUCCCAAAAUAAUGGCUCUCAUCAACAAAAUGGCCUCGAAAUUCGGCGGUGCUGCUGGCAUGCCGGGCGGCAUGCCUGGUUUCCCUGGCGCCGGGAUGGGACAUCCCAAUCCUCCGAAACCGACUCCUAAGGACGACGUUGGUCUUGACUAAUUGCGAACACGCCACGGCGAUUCGUGUGAUUUCGCAGAACAACUCUCCGUGUCUUGAUUAAUUGACUUAUUAAGUGUUAAUUCGCUUUUUUUUCUACAUUGCAAUGGGUUGCGCUAAAAAGAAUAACGCGUUCUUUCCAAAAGAACUAAUAAGGUAAAAAAGCGAUGAUACGGAGUGUUGAUUCUAAAGUGUGUCCACAGACUCUUAAAAUUCCUGUUGAUUCUUGCUAAUACUUUGUCUUCGCUCUAUAUUAUUUGUCUGCAAAAGUUCGACUUAAACAUUUUUAAGUUAGAAACUGGCGCAUUUUAGAAUCAACAAAGAAUUUGCGUUAAGUUUCUCACGUCAAGUCUUGGUUCCAGACGAGCGCCUUUAAUGAAUUAAAGGAAAGUCAUUGUUUAUAUCUCUUGCUAUAUACAUUGAGGAGUAUGUAUGUAAAACCAGAUAUAUAUACGUGGCAUGCAUCAGUGAUAUGUCUGUAUCUUCAGAAGAACUUUUAUUGUGGAUCAAUAUAGUUUGUUAAUACAUUACAGAACUUUUUGUUUUCUAAGAAGACGAAUUUCGUUGUGCAUGUGCGUUACGUUUCAUUACCUAAUGCCCCCAUUGAUCGUACUCUGUUUAUAUUCAAUAGAUCCUUGAACAGAUGUGUUUCUAAAGUAACGUUACAUGCAAUUAAACGUGUUUGACUUGCAAGAUCGACACGACAGUAAGUAUCUCUAACUUCUCGACAUUUAAAAUUUCUCAAUUAGCUUCAAGUUGAUCAUCGAUAUUUUAUUUUUGCUCAGUUUGCUUAUCGUUCACGUAUCAGUGCCAUAAUUAAGAUCGCAGCCGUUAAUUACGCGACACGAGUAAGCAAUUUCUUAUAUAAAUAAUUUGGGAAAUAAAAAAUUUAUCAAAUGAGAGGAAAUUUACGAUUAUUAUUAGACGAUUAACAUCUCCGCGCAUUGUUAAUGAGAGAGAACGAAAUCGGCACUGCCUUGCUACCUUUCAUUGAGCGGUUUGUUCAAGAGGUGCAAUGCAAUCAUACGUUGGUAAAAUCAAACAAUACACCGGACAUGAAGCAACGGUGCCUCGUAUGCAAAACAGGUAUAAACUGCCACGUUGAGUACUUCUAAGGUAUCCAAAUAAUGCGAUCUAAUGUUCUAAAAGAAAUCUCAGUAGCAGAAUUCCAUUUAUCAGAAUCAUUCUUCAAGCUCCAUAAAUAAUUUUUACGGCGGAAAUCUUGUAUUACAUACGAUGAUUAUUAAGUAUGUAACUCUUUAUUUUACAUUAAUAAGCAAAACGCGAAGAUAGUCGUCGAUUUACAAGUAACAUUAGGAAUUUAUAAUUUUAAGACUCUGGUGUUAAACCAAAAAACACUAAACCAAAAUUAAGCGAUUAACGAUUAAUGAACACCGAUCGUGUGUCUACUAAUAACAAUAAAAUUUCGCAAGCCGUUAAUAGUGAAUCGAAUAGAUGUUAAUUCUCUUCGGAAAUGAUUAGAGCUGUAUAUUCGAGAUCGAUAGAUUGAUGUAGGUAAGACUACUACAUAUACUUAUGUAACUCUGAUUAUAUACAUGUUAUUCGCAGUAACAUGUAAAGGUGAUAAGGACUUUAUCUUUUAGAAUACAUACGAUAAGUAGAGAGUUCUGAUUAUUCCAAUAAACGGAGUUCCACCGAGAGGAUUCUUGUUGCGUGUGUGAUCCUGUUAGAUCCGUAUAUAAAAUGUUUGCAAUAAAUAUAUACAAAAA
Messenger RNA from Ooceraea biroi (clonal raider ant), 3065 nucleotides. Its product is annotated as putative protein FAM10A4. Gene Ontology annotation, molecular function: Hsp70 protein binding; protein dimerization activity. The record is from RefSeq and is a predicted model, not a curated record. Lineage: Eukaryota; Metazoa; Arthropoda; Insecta; Hymenoptera; Formicidae.